ACAAAAAGUACCGUCCAAGCGACCCACAUGUCACUGUUUCUUCGCUUCAAUACGGCGUCGCUUAUCACCAUCCCCCCCUGGCCCCUGCUACUUGUAAUAAAAACCCAUCUAAAUCCUCUUCCAAAUUCUGUAGAAAUUUUUUCUUUCUUUCUUCUACUACACAACACAGGAUGGGAGGAACAUCAACGAUUUCAGUUGGGUCCGAUGGGGUGGCUAUCAUCACCAUCAUCAACCCACCUGUUAAUUCACUUUCUCUUGAUGUACUUAAUAGCUUAAAAGACUCUUUUGACCAAGCCUUACGAAGAGACGAUGUGAAGGCAAUUGUUGUAACAGGUGCAAAAGGCAAAUUUUCUGGUGGUUUUGACAUUAAUGCUUUUGGUGGAGUUCAUGAAGGAAAGGCUAUGACAACAGGAGCAGCAUCAAAACCUGGUUAUGUAUCAAUCGAUAUUCUGUCUGAUACCCUUGAAGCUGCAAGAAAACCUUCUGUUGCUGCUAUUGAUGGGCUUGCUUUAGGUGGAGGAUUGGAGGUUGCCAUGGCUUGCCAUGCUAGAGUUGCUACUUCUACUGCUCAGUUAGGCUUGCCUGAACUCCAGCUCGGUGUUAUUCCUGGAUUUGGAGGAACUCAACGGCUUCCAAGACUUGUUGGUCUUGCAAAGGCCCUUGAAAUGAUGUUGACAUCAAAGCCAUUGAGGGGAGACGAAGCUCAUAGUUUGGGGUUAGUGGAUGAAAUUGUAUCAGGAGAUCAAUUACUAGAAACUGCACGUAAAUGGGCAUUAGACAUAUUGGAAAGAAGAAAACCAUGGAUUGCAAGUCUUUAUAAAACUGAUAAAUUAGAGCCACUUGGUGAGGCAAAAGAAAUACUAAACUUUGCUAGAGCUCAAGCUCGCAGACAAGCCCCAAAUUUACAGCAUCCACAAGUUUGCAUUGAUGUUAUUGAAGAAGGCAUAGUCUCGGGCCCACGUGCAGGCCUAAAAAAGGAGUAUGAAGAAUUUCAGAUUCUUUUACAUUCGGAUACUUGCAAAAGCUUGGUUCAUGUCUUCUUUUCUCAACGUGGAACUAUAAAGGUACCCGGGGUGACAGAUCGUGGUCUGAAGCCAAGACAGAUAAAGAAGGUUGCUAUUCUUGGAGGAGGUUUAAUGGGGUCAGGGAUAGCAACAGCUUUACUUCUAAGUGGAUAUCAAGUUAUCCUGAAAGAAAUCAAUCAAAAGUUCUUGGAGGGUGGAUUAGGCAGAGUCAAAGCCAAUUUGUCAAGCAGUGUUAGAAAAGGUAAGUUGAGUCAAGAAAAGAUGGAGAAAAUUCUGUCUUCUCUCAAGGGCGUUGUUGAUUAUGAAAGCUUUAGGGAUGUGGACAUGGUGAUAGAGGCUGUUAUUGAGAAUGUGUCUUUGAAGCAACAAAUAUUUAUGGAUUUGGAGAAGUAUUGCUCUCCACAUUGCAUACUUGCAAGUAACACCUCUACAAUUGACUUGAAUCUGAUUGGUGAAAAGACAAAGUCUCAUGAUAGGAUAAUUGGGGCACACUUUUUCAGCCCUGCUCAUGUGAUGCCACUUUUGGAAAUUGUUCGUACAGCAAAGACAUCUGCUCAGGUGGUUGUGGAUUUGUUAGAUGUUGGAAAAAAGAUAAGAAAAACUCCAGUUGUGGUUGGCAAUUGCACAGGUUUUGCUGUGAAUCGUAUGUUUUUCCCAUAUACCCAAGCUGCCCUUUUGCUUGUGGAACGUGGGGCCGACCUCUACAGGGUAGAUAAGGCAAUUACUAAAUUCGGAAUGCCAAUGGGCCCUUUCAGAUUGUGUGAUCUUGUAGGAUUUGGUGUUGCAGUUGCAACUGGGUCACAGUUUGUUUUUAAUUUCCCUGAAAGAACGUAUAAGUCGAUGCUGAUUCCACUCAUGCAAGAGGAUAAAAGAGCCGGUGAAACGACUCGCAAAGGUUUCUAUGUGUAUACUGAUAAGAGGAAAGCAAGUCCGGAUCCUGAAAUUAAGAAAUAUAUUGACAAGGCAAGGGAAAUGACUGGUGUCUCCAUUGAUCCAAAGCUUGAGAAAUUAUCAGAGAAGGACAUAAUAGAGAUGAUAUUCUUCCCUGUUGUGAACGAGGCUUGUAGAGUAUAUGCCGAGGGUAUUGCAGUAAAAGCAGCCGAUUUGGACAUCGCUGGAGUCAUGGGAAUGGGAUUCCCACCUUACAGGGGAGGGAUUAUGUUUUGGGGAGAUAAACUUGGAUCUAAAUAUGUAUAUUCAAGGCUAGAAGAGUGGUCAAAAUUGUACGGAGAGUUCUUCAAACCUUGUGCCUACUUGGCCCAAAGAGCUGCACUUGGGGCUCCUCUGAGUGCACCAUUGGAUCAUGCAAAACCGCGCUUAUGAGAUGGAAAAUGACAACAUCAUAUCUUGUGUUGUGCUAAAUUAUAUGAAGAAACCUGGAAUAAAAUGUUGCUUUUUUUUUUCUUUAUAUAAAAUGUUAUGAUAUUGUAUCAUCAUGUGUUGUUCACAAUAAUGCUUUUGUAACGACUUUUAAAGAGUAGAUGAGUUGUUUUUACAAGUCAAAUGCUUACAUUGUUUGUCUAAGUUAUGAUUUUAU
Molecule: messenger RNA, 2562 nt
Organism: Lactuca virosa
Lineage: Eukaryota; Viridiplantae; Streptophyta; Magnoliopsida; Asterales; Asteraceae
Source: the annotation of a GenBank genome assembly